Cryptomeria japonica (Japanese cedar) is the source of this 1013-nucleotide messenger RNA. Its product is annotated as late embryogenesis abundant protein Lea14-A. The transcript is spliced from 2 exons. Gene Ontology annotation, cellular component: cytosol. Gene Ontology annotation, biological process: response to desiccation. The record is from RefSeq and is a predicted model, not a curated record. NCBI's taxonomy places the organism in Eukaryota, Viridiplantae, Streptophyta, Pinopsida, Cupressales, Cupressaceae. The coding region runs from base 50 to 505 and encodes 151 amino acids.
CAUAGCAACAGGCAUAGGAGUUCGUAGAGACAAAAAUUAAAUUAGAGAUAUGGCGCAUCUGAUGGACAAGGCGAAAUUAUUUGUAGCAGAAAAAAUUGUGGGUAUGGAAAAGCCAACAGCAGAUGUUACAGACGUUUCAGUAAAAGAUGUGAGCAGAGAUGGGAUAACUUUAGACGCAGAUGUGGAUGUAAUGAAUCCUUACAGUCAUGAUCUUCCUAUUGGCGAAAUUUCCUACAAGAUGCGAAGCGGAGAGAGAAUUAUUGCAUCUGGAACGAUUGCGGAUCCCGGAUCAAUUAUGUCAAAGGAGAAGACGCUCUUCAACAUUCCAUUUAAAGUGCCGUACGACUUUAUGCUUAGUAUUUUGAAAGACGUUGGGAAGGAUUGGGACUUGGACUACCAGUGGGAAGUUUGCCUCACCAUGCACAUUCCUGUUGUCGGCAAAUUUACUCUCCCGCUGUCUAAGAAUGGGACUCUCAAGAUGCCUUCUAUUUCAGAUAUCUUUUAGAAGUCCUCAUUGUUUGUGAAUAAGAUAUGUGCAAAUAUUAUUGGUUGAUGCAAAUAACUCUGUCCGCUUCGGAGCCCCCUUCCAUGGAAGGAAAUUAGUUGUGUUCACUAUCCAUUAGGGUUUAAAUUUCACAGUUCAAACAGCCGGUGAAUAAUUGUUAAUUUAGUGGUCUUGGCCAUAAAUUAAUUGACAAUAUACUGGUUAUUUACUUUAGGUGGUUCUAGUUUCUGGAGGAUCUCACCUAUGAACUCACCUAUGAGUGUCUGGUUCCGGUUCUGGAGGAUUUCACUUUUAAGUGUCUUUGACGGACUGGUUCUAGUUCUGGAGGACUUUGACAGACUGAUUAUAACAGCUUAGUCUGAUAUAAAUGUAUCCUUGGUCCUCAUAUUGUCAUCAUGCUGUGUUUUGACUGUCAAUCUGCAGAGAUGUAGAUAAUAUGUAAGAAGUUGUUUCUAUUAAAAAAUUGGUUUACAAGUAGGCCCACUGGUCUGCUUUGGAAAGUUUGAAA